Papaver somniferum (opium poppy) is the source of this 932-nucleotide messenger RNA. Its product is annotated as probable inactive dual specificity protein phosphatase-like At4g18593. The transcript has 3 exons. Gene Ontology annotation, molecular function: protein tyrosine/serine/threonine phosphatase activity. Lineage: Eukaryota; Viridiplantae; Streptophyta; Magnoliopsida; Ranunculales; Papaveraceae. The record is from RefSeq and is a predicted model, not a curated record. Bases 231 to 620 code for a protein of 129 amino acids. Gene Ontology annotation, biological process: protein dephosphorylation.
UUAGGAAACAGAAUUCCUAGUUUCCUUAAUCACACAGUAUCUAACCUGACGGUCAAGAUUUACACGAUAUACUUAGAGAAACACCUCUAUAAAUAUCGCAAUAUUUGGAGAGCAGGGAUGCAAAAACUGAACCAGCGUUCGGUGCCGCAAAACAGAGAGACCAGGGCGGAGGAAGGUGCAAAGAAGUAAACAACACUUCAAUCGACAAAGGAUAUUUUUCUGAACUAAUAAUGGAAGAAGCAACAAGUAGCAACAGUUCUGACAUGGAAACAAAGAUGGAGCAGCCUCAAGUUGUAUACCGCUGUAAAAAAUGCCGGAGAAUGGUUGCUGCACUUGAGAAUGUGGUUUCGCACGAACCAGGAGCAGGGGAACAAUGUUUUAAGUGGAAGAAGAGAAGUGGGGAGACUGAACCGCCUAGAUGCUCUUCCAUAUUUGUUGAGCCCUUGAAGUGGAUGUUGGACAAAGUGUAUGAAGGCAACAUUGGAGAAAAGCUUUUGUGCGUAGGUUGCAAUGCUCGAUUGGGUUCUUUCAACUGGGCAGGCAUGCAAUGUAGUUGUGGUAAAUGGGUCAAUCCUGCGUUUCAGCUGCAUAAGAACCGAAUAGAUGAAUGCCCUUUAUGAAUUAAGAUUUGUCAGAUCAGUGUAACAGACGCAAGUUAAUGAAAUCGUCAUGAAUAUGGAUUGAGACGCGGCUAUUUCUUAGGAGUUACUAACAUAGGCUUAGAAUAAUUCUUUGUACUGCAGUUGUGCUCCUCUAGUGAGAACUAAAUUAUAAUUGUGAAUCUGUGGUUCUAAAUCUAGUCUAUGGUUUGCCAUAAUGACAGGUAGUCUCUCUUAGCUUUACUUGGUCUUGGAAUGGAUAGUUUUUAAUUGUUUCCUGAUGUAACUGUCCGGUUGCAGGAUCUUCUAAUAAAGCUUGUUUUAUUCUCAAUC